Colletotrichum orchidophilum is the source of this 984-nucleotide messenger RNA. Its product is annotated as thioredoxin reductase. Gene Ontology annotation, molecular function: thioredoxin-disulfide reductase (NADPH) activity. NCBI's taxonomy places the organism in Eukaryota, Fungi, Ascomycota, Sordariomycetes, Glomerellales, Glomerellaceae. The record is from RefSeq and is a predicted model, not a curated record. Gene Ontology annotation, biological process: removal of superoxide radicals. Bases 1 to 984 code for a protein of 327 amino acids. Gene Ontology annotation, cellular component: cytoplasm. The transcript is spliced from 3 exons.
AUGCACAGCAAGGUUGUCAUCAUUGGCUCUGGGCCUGCUGCCCACACCGCCGCCGUCUACCUGGCGCGCGCUGAGCUGAAGCCUGUUCUUUACGAGGGCUUCAUGGCCAACGGCAUUGCCGCCGGCGGCCAGCUCACCACCACCACCGACGUCGAGAACUUCCCCGGUUUCCCCAAGGGCAUCAUGGGCGGUGAGCUCAUGGACAACAUGAAGGCCCAGUCCGAGCGCUUCGGCACCGAAAUCAUCAGCGACACCGUCGCCAACCUCGACCUCUCAUCCCGCCCCUUCAAGUACUCGACCGAGUUCGAACCCGAGGAGACCCACACCGCCGACGCCAUCAUCCUCGCCACCGGCGCCUCCGCCAAGCGCCUCAACCUCCCCGGCGAGGAAAAGUACUGGCAGAACGGCGUCUCCGCCUGCGCCGUCUGUGACGGUGCCGUCCCCAUCUUCCGCAACAAGCACCUCGUCGUCAUCGGCGGCGGCGACUCCGCCGCGGAGGAGGCCCUCUUCCUCACAAAGUACGCCAGCCACGUCACCGUCCUCGUCCGCCGCGACGUCCUCCGCGCCUCCCAGAUCAUGGCCAAGCGCCUGCUGGCCCACGAGAAGGUGACGGUGCGGUGGAACUCGGCCGGUAAGGAGAUCAAGGGCGGCGACAACGGCCUGAUGAGCCACCUCGUCGUCAAGGACACCGCCACGGGCGCCGAGGAGACGCUCGAGGCCAACGGACUCUUUUACGCCAUUGGCCACGAGCCCGCGACGACGCUCGUCAAGGGCCAGCUCGAGACCGACGAGGAGGGCUACGUCGUCACCAAGCCCGGCACGCCGCUGACCAACAUUGAGGGCGUCUUCGCCGCCGGUGAUGUUCAGGACAAGAGGUACAGGCAGGCUAUUACCAGCGCCGGAACCGGCUGCAUGGCUGCCCUGGACGCCGAGAAGUAUCUUGCCGAGCUCGAGGACGGCGACUCCAAGGACCCCUCCAACUGA